CCAAGUUUGUCAGAAUUCCUCUGGCAACCUGCAAAUCAGACCUUCGUCAAGUAAGGUGCUACUAAUAUACGAAUAUACUCGGGGAAGACAGGAACUAACUAUGCAAUGCCAUUCGAGUGGUUAAUUUAGUUCAUGUUGAAGGUCCGUAAAUUUAUAUGGUUAAUUUCUUAGUUAUUGUUGAUAAAUUGCAAGACGUAAGAAUAUAUAAUAAUACAAAUAUCGCAUGGGGUUAUUGGAAAAAAAAAACAAAAAAAAACUUGGUGAACAGCUGUAGAUGCUACGUGGUUCGAACUUUUAUUGAAAUGAAUGCAGUAAGCAGGCUGACAUUUUUUAAAUAUCGGAAAAUGUAGCCGUAUUGCGUGUGUAAGGCUGAAUACACACUUACAUUUGCAGAGAAUUGUAAAAUGACGAUUCAGGUGUUAUUCUGCAUUGAUGCAAAGUGCAAGGCGUGCCCUCGAGCUAUGGAGUCACAGCCAGAACUUCAGAAAAGCCUGGGUAUACGGAGCCAGACACAGCGGUCCGCAGAUGUGGGGAAGAAAUAGAGUCCUGCAGAUCACAGAGGGAAAAUCUGGGGGUUAACGAGUGAAAUAAUUGUGAGCGUGGAGUAUUAGCUACUGACGCUACUCGUUACUUCCCUGGUCAUAGGCUAUACGGGGCAGCGAGGCGAACAGAAAGCAAGUCUUAACUCUGUCGCUCUUACUUUUAAAUGAUACGACAUACAUUUUUAUUUAAAGUAACAGACGCACAAAUCUAUAACUACAGCUUGGAUGGACAAAAAUAACUAAUAUGGAGUAAUUUGUUGGGAAUUUUCCUGCAUUAGUUCAAGCAAAACGGAAGCCCGUCUCAAUUCGAGCAGUUUUCAUAUUUGCUCUUUUAUCACCACAAUGGCCGAACAAGAUACUGUCAAUUUUAGUGGUGACGGCGACAACAGAAACUUGAGCGUCCUCAGCUGGGAGCAAGUGCAGCGUCUGGACAACAUCCUCACCGAGACAAUCCCCAUCCACGGCCGCUGGAGCUUCCCCACGCUGGAGAUGGAGCCGCGGGAAAUAGUUAAAAUUGUGCGGAGACGGAUGGAAGCGAAACAAAUAAAAGUCCGUGAGGUCAGAUUAAACGGUUCUGCUGCAAGCCACGUUCUGCACGAAGACAGUGGUUUGGGGUACAAGGACCUUGAUCUCAUCUUCUGCGCAGAGCUGAAAGGCGAAGCAGAAUUUCAGACUGUCAAGGAAAUUGUUUUAGACUGUCUCCUUGAUUUUUUACCAGAGGGGGUGAACAAGGAGAAGAUAACGCCAUUAACAUUAAAGGAGGCCUAUGUCCAGAAGAUGGUGAAGGUGUGUAAUGACUCGGACCGCUGGAGCCUCAUCUCCCUGUCCAACAACAGCGGCAAGAACGUGGAGCUGAAGUUUGUGGACUCGUUACGGCGACAGUUUGAGUUCAGCGUGGACUCCUUCCAGAUCAAGCUGGACUCACUGCUGCUCUUCCACGAGUGCUCGGAGAACCCCAUGUCGGCCACCUUCCACCCCACCAUCAUCGGCGAGAGCGUCUACGGCGACUUUGACGCGGCCUUGGCCCACCUUCACCACAAGCUGAUCUGCACCCGCAACCCGGAGGAGAUCCGGGGCGGCGGGCUGCUCAAGUACUGCCACCUGCUGGUGCGGGAUUUCCGCGCGGCCUCGGAGAGCGAGAUGAAGAUGCUGCAGCGCUACAUGUGCUCGCGCUUCUUCAUCGACUUCUCCGACGUGGGCGAGCAGCGGCGCAAGCUGGAGUCCUAUCUGCAGAACCACUUCGUGGGGCUGGAGGACCGAAAGUACGACUACCUGAUGACGUUGCACAGAGUGGUGAACGAGAGCACAGUGUGCCUGAUGGGCCACGAGAGGCGGCAGACCCUGGACCUGAUCACCGCGCUGGCCAUGCGCGUCCUGGCCGAGCAGAACGUCAUUCCCAGCACCGCCAAUGUCACCUGCUUCUACCAGCCUGCCCCGUACGUGGCCGACUGCAACUUCAGCAACUACUACGUCGCUCAGGUUCAGCCCGUGUUCGCCUGCGCACAGCACGCGUACGCCGCCUGGCUGCCCUGCAACUGAACCCGAGAGCCGUGGCUAGGGACGGAGGAUUCCUAACACGACAGGGGCUGAAACCCAGCCAGCGGUUGGAAGCAAUGUACGCUCCACCAUUUUGGCUCGAAUUGAACCCUGGAGAUAUUUGUUUUCUGUCGAGGCCUCAACGGGGAGGUUAAGGCACCUGGUUCCCGGCUCCACCCAAGACUGAGCAGUCUGGCGUUGAGCUUUUCCCCAGGGGGGACGGGACAAACAGAGAGCCUGGCCCCACCCGCUCUUUGUCUUGUCAGGGUUUCGCAGGGGAGCACGCAGGUUUCUGCUCUGCCUCAAAUCCGCAGUGGUCUGGACAGAGAGGCAGGAAAAGCCUGCCUAGUUUCCACCACAGAGGUUGAUUUUGACUUUGGGCUUCUAAACCUAAGCAGAAAUGUUAAUGCUGUCAGCGUAAUAGGACUAACAGUAUCAGUGAAUGUGCUUUCAGAACUGGGGCAGGUCUAAGCGCCUCCCCCACCCUCCGGUGCUCAGUGGCAGGAGAGUGGGAGGAGGGAGUAAUGAGAGAGGACAGCAGCAAGAAGAGGGAGGGAGCAACCAGGAUGGAGGGAGCAGGGGAGAGGGAGGAACGAGUAUGGAGAAGAGCAAGGGCUCUGAUAUUGUUUCCCCUCCAGAAAUAUAAAUUCCAUCACUCACAUUCUAUGUGUGACAUGUGGAUGGAAAGACACUGACAGUUUUUGAAACCGAAGUUGUUUUUAUUAAAAAUUUCCAAAUAUGGAAAAAGAGAAAUAACACUGUAUUUGUAUCCAUAGAUUAACCACAUGUAUUAAGUGCCUAAUGCCUACUUAGAGGUAUAAUUUUCUUAAUUAAAGACAAUGCAACCAUAAAGCUUGUUAAUGUAUUAGCGAAGUUCAGAGCUGCACAGUUCAUGAAAUAAAGUAAAGUGAUAUAAAGCUGUUGGUCUUUGGGAUAGAGUGGGCUUUCUGUAUCUGUAAUGCAGGAUGUGUGAAAAUGUAGUAAAUGUAUAGAAAUCUUCAAAUAUUGUGAAGUUUUCGUGUUGGGUUCAUUUUUACGAGUAACAAGAAGCUUGUUAUUCUUCGUUUUUCCUUUCAACCCAUCCUGCAGCUGAGAAAUCUCGUUUUGUGUCUAUCUCAAAGACCUCGGAGUGAAAUGACAGGAGAAACGAGGGGAUGAUUGAUCUGUUUCCACAAGCCUGUGCUCUGGCUGAGCGGUGUCCAUGCCUUGACUGAUAGGAAGAGAGGGAGCUGAGUGGUAGGGUAUGACAGCACUGCUGAAAACAAGCAACUGGAUGUAUUGGGCCUCUAGGGCAGACCUGUGCAGUUGCUGAAGCGAAGAGCCUGGGUGAGUGAAUGGGUGCAGCCGAUGACGAUUCUGAACCCUUCUCUCUGCAAAUACCGGCCCUGAAUCGCCUCUUUCUCAGUCUUGCUCACUUCCUCACUCGGUUCUUCUCCCUGAGAGCAAAGGGUUUUUGUACAAUGCCAGCAAUGUUAUGUAGCACAGAGAUUUCCAUAUGCUAACACAACCAUAACACUGAGGUUAUGGCUGGUCAGCACAGUGAAGAGCACAGCAAUUGUACCCAACUCUUUAAAAUAUUCAAAGCACCUGGGGAACGAAGCACUAUUCUUUGGCAGAACCAGAUCACUACUGUAAUUUGGUGUCUGUCCAUCAUUCCUGAGGAAAUUAUAUGUAUGUAAGGAUCUGAGCUGGUGUGUAUUGGUACAUGUAGAGCCUUGCAGUAUCAGAACCUGAGAUGGUGGCCUGGAUCCACAGCCGAAAAGUAGAGGGGGGGGGGGGGGGGUUGUCAGGCUCCAGUGCUUAGUCUGGGGAGCUCACUCAGUCUUCACUCCCCUUUUUAUCACCGGGUUAACCUGUCAUUCACUCACUCUCCUUUUACAUGAUGUUAUAUUUCUAUACAUUUUUAUAUCUGUAAGAAACAUGCUGUGAUCAUAAUCCAGCAGGACAAGGCUGUAAAGCAUCAUUUGUGUAGUCCUACACAUAGCAAGGGCAGAGUUGCAAUGAUAUUCUUGCAUUUUUAUGUUCGUAUGUGUAUUCCAGCUUUAUUCUGGCACCAAAAAGAAGUGUGUGUGUGUCUGUGUCUGUGUGUGGUUGGGGGUGGGUCAGUAAGCCAGGGGAUAAUUAUUAUUUUUGUAGUUGUAUAUUCCUGAUGUAACAAAGCUUUGCUGUCUGAUGAGAUCACACAUUGUAUAUUUUUGAUCAGAUUAUUAUUAUUGUUUUUUUUUUGGAGGGGGGAAGGGGUAUGUCACCUGUGGAUCAAGGAACAUUUACUUUUUCAUUAAAAAAACUUGAGAACCA
Anguilla rostrata (American eel) is the source of this 4376-nucleotide messenger RNA. RefSeq names its product terminal nucleotidyltransferase 5A-like. The transcript has 2 exons. Gene Ontology annotation, molecular function: RNA binding; poly(A) RNA polymerase activity. NCBI's taxonomy places the organism in Eukaryota, Metazoa, Chordata, Actinopteri, Anguilliformes, Anguillidae. Gene Ontology annotation, biological process: mRNA stabilization. The record is from RefSeq and is a predicted model, not a curated record. The coding region runs from base 885 to 2081 and encodes 398 amino acids.